Paramecium octaurelia is the source of this 2252-nucleotide messenger RNA. NCBI's taxonomy places the organism in Eukaryota, Ciliophora, Oligohymenophorea, Peniculida, Parameciidae. The record is from the annotation of a GenBank genome assembly.
AAUCAUUUCAUGUUUAAGUAAAUUUAUUGAAAUAAUAGUAGUUUUGCUCGAUUCUUUGGAUUCGGUUUCCAAUCUAAAUUAGAUAAUUUGCUUAAAUAAGAAAACUUAACUUUAGAGACCAUCUUAAAUGAAGAGGACAUCUUACAAGAAUUAAAAAUGUCAAGCUCAGAAAAAUUUGCUGAUUUGUUAAAUUUUAAAUAAUAUUUUUAGCAUUAUCUCGCAUCCAAAUGAAUAUUAGAAAAUGAUCCAUUACAUUAUUGAUGAAGUCGAACCACAAGAAUAAGAUAUUAACACAUACAUUAAGUAAUUUAUCAAUUUCAUCAUUAGAUAUCAAUUUAUAAUAAGUGAGGUAUUUGGUUCAGAAAAUGAAAAACUAAUUAACUAUUUAUUUGAUAAACCAAGUGAAAACAACCAAGAAGAAAUUUAAAAUCCUUUGGAAGAUUCAUAAACUGAUCCCGUACCUACUCAAGAAUAAUUAAAUAAAGAAUUAAUUAGAUAACACUUACUUGAUGAUUUCCUUCAAGUUUUAGAAAAAGAUGCGCUCGUAAUCACUACAGCUGGCUAUGUUAAUAAGAUAAUCGGAGCCAUUAUCCAUAAAAGAGGGCAUGAUGUAAAAUCUAUUACAUUUAAAAUAGUUUUGGGAAUAUAUAAUAAAAAAUCAAAAUAUCAUAUCAAACCUAUUCAAGCAUGCAGAACUUAAACAUAUAACUGAAAUCAUUGAGAAGCUGAUCAUUCUAGAUACAAAUCAAGAGGAAAAUGAAGACAAGCACUUUCUCAAGGAAAGAUCAGAAUUAAUUAUUAGACUGCAAAAGUUUUUAACUGCUAACUCCCAUUCAAAUAUUAUUAUAUCUAAUGUGUGCGAUAUCUUCAUCGAACUAUAUAAGAGAGAAUUAUAAACAAUUGACUCUACACCACAUUUGAGAUCUAUUUUACCUAGCGUUCCCUCACCCUAAUACCUCAUGAAUCUUGCCAAUUAAACUCAAAACACUUCGGUUUAUAAUUUAUUAAACAUACAAUUUGAAUUUUAUACAAAAAUAGAAGUAAUAGAGGAUGGAAAAUAUGCAGUUGAUCUAAAACAACUAUAUUCUAGUGUGAUUUCAUAAUUGCCCUCAGCCUUAAUUUAAUAAGACAUCUUUAAAGUCGCUUUUAAAACCUCAAACGGAGAUCAAGUAUAUCCACUUGGGGAUUCCAAAUUAUCAUUAAUUUCUUUCAUUAUCUAACUUUGUUAAAGGGAAGAAAUAGCAAAAGAGAUAACACAAGCAACCAUUUUUUAACAUAUCCUUAAUCUAAUACUCAAAUAUUCCUCCAAUAACUAAUUGUAAAUUCUAUUCGAAAAACUUGUUGUAACAGUCCUCUAAAGCAAAGUUUCUCAUCUUUAACAACUUUUAUUUUAAGACUAAUUAAUUUUAAAAUUUUUGAUUUCAAAUAAUGGGAUAGAGUAAAGAAAAUAAAAACCAUUUUAUUAAGGAGUUCUAACUAAAAUUACUAAUUAUCUUAAUUCUAACAUCAAUUAAUCAGAAGAAUUAGCUAAUUCCAUUGAUCAAAUCAAAGAAGAUUGGUAAAAAUACAUAGAUGAAUUAAAUGAAGUAAACCAAAAAGAAUUACAAUGGAUGUUAGGUGUUAAUCCUAGAAUGAAGGAAUAAAUCAAUUCUGGAUCUUCCAGUCCCUUCAGACCUGAUCCCUUGAUUUCAUAUUAAGGAAUAAGAAGAGUAGAAAAUAAUGACGAUAAUCCCAUCAAUUAAUAACAAAAUGAUGAUGCUGAAAAAUAGGAGAAUUCAAACAAUGAAGAUCAAUCUGAUGAUAAAGACGAGUAAAUUUAAUAAGAUGCCAUACAGAUUUCCUCUCCUGAUACUUAAAACAACAGAGUUCAAUCUGAAGAUAAUGACUAGUAACUGCAAUUAGAUGCCAUACAGAUUGCUAGCAUCAAUCAACAUUAAUUUGAUGAUAAUCAUUAAGUACAAGAACAACAUUAAGAGAUCUAAGAGGCAGAAAAUUCAGCUUAGACUAUUAAUACAUAAUAAGAAGUAAUACAAAAUGAAUUGAUACCAGAACCAGAACCAACAGAGUUGAUUGAUUAGCAAUAACAACAACAUCAGCAAAGUAGUAAAAUUAAUGAAUAAGAAAAUUAAUCAGAAUUAAGUGAACCUGAACCAUAACAAUAAAAUUAAUUUUAGAAUUAAGAACCUUAGGCAGAGCCAGAUGGCAGUUAACAACUUCUAGAAUCUAAUCCUUAAGUUUAAGAAGAUAAUUGA